AUGUCAUUAAUUUUAAAUAAAAUAAUAACGUGGCACUCGAGAUGCCUCAACAAAAUCCAUCUGAUCAAUAUUCCACCGGGUUUUAUUACUGUGACAUUUGUGAUAGAGUCUAUGGCCACAGCAAAUGCAAUAAAGAGUUGGCAGCAACUUAAAACAAGAAAAAAAGCUCUCGAAAGAAUUGAAGACAACUCCGAGUCUGAAGAAACACCGCUCGUGGAGCCUUCGGGUAGCAACGAAGAUGAAGAGCUGUCAUCCAAGUUCUACUCGAUAAACCAAAAAAUAGAAAUGGGCGAAAUGGCGACGUUGUUUUUUAAUAAAACAGGAAUUUCGUUGUUUUAUAUUUGUCUAGCAGUCUAUUUGUACGGAGAUCUAAGUAUUUACGCAGCUGCGAUAGGAAAGUCAUUGGCAGAUGUUGCCUGCAAUUAUAUACCGUCAAACUUGACGUGUAAUGAUACGAUACCCGAUAAUGUUUCUUGUUGGAAAGGUUCUUCUGUCACGAGAUUUGAUGCUUAUCAAAUAUUUUUGACAACUUUUAUUUUAAUGCUUGGUCCAUUUGUAUUUUUCAAUGUUCAAAAAACAAAAUACCUUCAAGUAUUAACUUCAGUAAUGCGUUGGUUAGCAUUUUCAAUAAUGAUUAUUUACGCAUUGAGAAUUCUAAUUGUCAAUGGUCCCCAAGGAUCUCCUCCAGUUGCCAAUUUCAAUGGUAAGAAUCCCGGGACUUUUUGGUGCUUGCGUUUAUUCCUUCAUGUGCCAUCAUUCAUUACCAGCACUAGUAGCACCAAUUAAAAAUAAAUCCACCUUAAAUCGUUUCUUAUUAUUGGAUUAUACAUUAAUAGCGGGAUUUUAUUUAUUACUAGCCAUUACGGGUGCUUUCUCUUUUGCUCAUCUUGAUGAUUUGUAUACCCUGGAUUUCGGGCCUCGUGGCUCCGGCGACUGCUCCAAAAACACAAAUAUCUUUUUAAUAAUCAUCGAAUACUUUCUUGCGUUAUUUCCGGUAUUUACCUUGUCGACCAGUUUCCCGAUAAUUGCAAUAACAUUGAGGAAUAAUUUAUCAUCAUUGUGUCUGAAUAAUACCCAAAGUUACAAUUUUUGUCUUCGAAAACUUGUGUUCCCAUUUUUGGCAAUAAUUCCACCGUAUAUCAUUGCGAUGUCAACUAAAAAUUUAUCUUUUCUCGUCGGAAUAACUGGAUCAUACGCUGGGGCGGGUAUUCAAUACAUAAUACCUAUAUUUUUAGUUUAUCAGGCUCGGGAAAGAAGAAAUAUUAUCGGAAGUAAUGUUAAUAAUAAAUUCAGUAGUCCAUUUGUUAGCAGAAAUUGGUUGUUGAUAAUUUUUAUAUGGUCUGUUGUUUGUAUGGUUUUCGUAACUAUUAAUUUUAUUGAACGUCAUUUUUGA
Messenger RNA from Cotesia congregata, 1393 nucleotides. The record is from the annotation of a GenBank genome assembly. NCBI's taxonomy places the organism in Eukaryota, Metazoa, Arthropoda, Insecta, Hymenoptera, Braconidae.